GACCGUUCCGCGUACUUUUGUUCCAUAUGCGCGAACGCCUGUGUGUCUGCGGUUGGUGUAUAGAUUAAUGCAGUUGAAGGUUUAAAGCUAACCGUUUGUGACCUGCUUAGUUACAACUAGGACCUCGGGCAUCUAAUAGGUGAUAGAAACGUCUGGAGUUGAGUUUUUAUGGGUUGACGCUUUAAUCUUGCCCUUUUAACACCCGUCGGCGGCUAGCCUCGCCAAGCUAUCUCAUAAAACUGGGAGGAACAGGCAGGCAAGGGGGUCAAAGCUGAGGUUUGAUGAGACACCUCUUGCGCUCAAAGUUAACAGUCAGUUUAAGUAACGUCGUAUAUUUUAUUCCCUCAAAGACCGUAGACCUACAGUAGAGUUUUGCGCCAUGGUGAUACUGAGGGCCGUUUUGGCUCCGUUGGGCCGUCAGGUCCACAGACAGCUCGAGCAGGUCCGACGUCAGCGAUGGGUACCUGCGCGCGGGUGCAACCUGUCCGCGUGCUCCAGCAGAUCCCUCCUGUCGCAAAUGCACCCUAUGUGGCAGGAGCCCCUGGCGGUCCCGGGGGGAGACCGUCAAUCGCCGAUUGACAUCGCGGUGCCCAAGAGUGUGUUUGACCCGCAACUCAAGCCGCUCGUAACGCGAUACGACCCCAGGACAUGUCAGCAGAUAUGGAACAACGGGUACUCUUUCCUGGUGGAAUAUGAUGAUACCACAGACAAAUCAACGCUGUAUGGCGGUCCGCUGGAAGAUCAGUUCCGACUGUGUCAGUUCCAUUUCCAUUGGGGUGAGAAUAAUGGCUGGGGAUCUGAACACACAGUGGACCGUCUCCUCUACUCUGCUGAGCUCCAUCUGGUCCACUGGAACUCUGAUAAGUACACCCUGUUUGAGGAGGCAGUAAUGGAGAACAAUGGCCUGGCUGUUAUUGCAGUGUUUCUGAAGGUUGGGAAGAGACAUGAGGGCCUGCAGAAGUUGGUGGAUGCGUUACCUGCCGUCAGGCACAAGGACAGUGUGGUGGAGUUCACCAAGUUCGACCCAGCCUGCCUCCUGCCUGAGAACAUGGACGACUACUGGACAUACUCAGGCUCUCUGACCACGCCCCCUCUGACCGAGGCCGUCACGUGGAUCAUCAUGAAGCAGCCGAUUGAAGUCAGCCAUGAUCAGCUAGCAGUAUUCCGGAGUUUGUUGUUCACCUCAGCUGAAGAGGAUGUCCAGAAGAGUAUGGUGAACAACUUUCGGGUGCAGCAGCCACUGAGGGGCCGCACAGUCCGCUCAUCUUUUUCGCCCUUCCUUCAGGGCACCCCAUCGGGCGAGGGCCCCCAUGCUGCCCAGUGACCCGACCCGACACACUUUCUCCACCUGGUCUUUAGACACCCGUUACCUUUGGAAAUAGUGCUUACAUCUUCCUGGUCUUGAACAGGCUUAUCACAGGCCUGGCAGAACGGACCUACUGUACAGGAUAGGUUUGGAUUAAACGGAGAAUCACAGUAAAGUUUAGUUAUGAUGAGGACGUAGUCGUACCGUACGCUGUGUGCCACUUCAUAUUGGUCCCUGUGGUUUCUACUCAAACGGUUCUUAAGUUACAUUUAAGACCUGCACAUAUGAUGGCCUUCUUUUUGAAGGGUCGUUAAGGAUAUGUCAGGUUUUGUUUAGGAAUCCACAAGGCAUGUGCGUUACAGUAGUUAGUAGAUGUGGACAUAUGGCUCCCUCUUGUGGUCAAAGCGGAAAUGCGCCGAGUCAUGUCUUCAUAUAACAUGGCAAUUUAGUGUUUACAUUCACUGAGAAUUCACUUUAACCGUCAGACUGCUUUUAAUUAGUUACUUUAGUAGUUAUGUGUAUUUAAUCUUUUUGACCAAUCAGUAUGUUUAGUAAAGAUAUAUGUUUGUAAGCAGAUAAAUUAUCAGUAGUUUUAAUAGAGACUACAAAUGAAGGAAGCUGACAAACCUAAACACUAGAUGCAAAAUAAUAAUAAUAAUAAUAGUAAUAAUAAUAAUUUGGGGUGAAAAACUUGUUCUUUUUAGUUUUUUUUCUUCUCUUUUUAGCAUUAGUAUAUCUCAGAUUACGUAUAUUUGUGCUAAAUGUUGGUUUUCAAGCAAAAUGAGAAACUUGGCGACAUAGUCAAGUCAGCUAAAGUAUGACCGCAAGACAUCUGCAAGAACCAGUCUCAAUCCAGUGUUUCCCGAUUAGAAGUAGACUUUAACAUGCAAAGUUACAUAAAAAAACCUGUUUAACAACAUUCCGAGAAAGACCUGAUCUCCUCAUUAAUGUUCAGUAUUUGGUCUACUUUCGUCUUGUACUGUAUCGUGUAUAAACUGAUUUUGAUGAUGGACUAUAUCAGUACCCUUAAGGACACAUGAUUAACGCUUGGGCUUGCUGUGAGAAGCUCAUGGCCUUCAGACAGGGCUAGUACACACACGCAGUUACUGACUGGUUAGGGCUGGCCCGUGCCCUGCGGUACACUGCACUCUGAGAACUACCAAGGUGCCUUAGGCGUGGGACUCUCUCCUGUUGACUCUCAGUAAAUGCUUUUGUCUAUUCAUUCUUAUCCGUUCCGUUCUUAUUCGACAAUAAAGUUGUUCGAGUAUUUGUAAUCUCGACGAUGGCGCAUUUUAGGAAGCAUUUUACAAAGGAUCAGUACACGACUCAAGUUCACCACUAGAGGGUGUUAGAGGCCCAAGAGAGACGCUGGGGUGAACAAGACUACAGUGGGUCCUCAGCAGAGAGAGAUAUAGCCAAUAUCAAAAGCAGAUUACUGUUGAGAUUUGUUGCUGCUGUUUUUAGAAACUGCCAUGUUGGUGUAUGUGCAUGUGAGAGAGAAUCAAAGGAACUACCAAGGAAGUGUGAGAAUUGUGGGAAAUGCGGUGUAUUGUGAGGAAAGCAACUAGGGUUGUUUGCGCUACCACAAAUGUGUUUCAGAUGAAAAUUGGGGAUGUGAAGUAGGUGUGUAUUAGGGCUCUUCCUAGUAGGGGCCAGGGUCUGGAACAAAGAAUCUCUCUCUGACUAAAAACACAGAUCUCCUGUCAGUUUCUGUGACCAGGAGUGUCACAGCCAGGGCAGAAUCCCUGCUCCUAGACCAGUUCUCCUUCUCUGAGUCGUCAUUGUGAAGUCCAAGACGCUGUCUUUUCAGAAGUGCUGUGACAGCACACUGUGCCUCUUUGUGGCUGCUUGAACAGAAUGCGAGUACAAACGUCGCCCCUUGCGCUGGCCCCCAGCGUGAAAGGGCCACCUGGUUCUGUCCCCACCAGAGCCACCCCUCACAUUAAACGACGCUAACCAGACCCGAAAACCGGAUUCACUCUCCAAACACAGGGUGCCGUCUGAGCGAGGGACCCUGUCUGUACCACUGCCCAAGGGACUGGCUGCUGCCUCCAAUCAGAAGAGGGGAAGAUCGCCCAGCGCCCCCGGGUGGUGUUCUUUAAAGCUGAGAUCUUAACGGACUCCUUUUGUUGGCGUGGUGUGUCUGUUUCAUGGAUGUGUGAUGGACUGAGCAGAUAGUUCCUCUCUAGCGUAUUUUGCUUGUAUGAGGUUUUGCUGUUUGAACUGUUUGGUGUAUUUUUUUCUGUUUUUUGUUAUUAUUGUUUAUUUUACCAUGAAUGUUAAUGAUGCCUUGUAUUCUUCCUAAUAUUUUCUCUAUUUCCAUAAGUCAUUCUCACAUGAAAAACACUCAAACCUAUCCCAGUACCACAUUUUCAAAAAUGUAGCAUAAUUACCCACAACCCUUUAUGUUUGACUCGUGAUUCUGUUAUUUGAGGUGAAGUGUGUAAUGAAUAACUAGUUUAAUUAACACAGUGAAGGUGAAUUCAAAUGUUGCUCAUUUUUCCUGUGUACCAUCUGCUGUCUUGUUCCCUGUGGUUCUGACUUGGGCAAGAGGGCAGAUCCCGACUUUUCCUUAGAGUUCCAGAGGGUUCCGAUGAUUGCCAGAGGCCUGUUCCCAGCAUGCUCUGUUGUAGCAGGUGCCGGUUCAUGCCGGUUCAAACUGGUUCAGCUGCAGUGGACAUUUCCCAUGCAGCCUUUGAUGGCUGAGUCUCAGGAGAGAGCCCCUCGUAACCCAUCUGAGGACACGUACAAAAACACCCCCAUCCACGUUACAUCUGUUCAUUCGUACAGGCCGCAACAUUUGUGUAGUGACCUUUCCUUCAUGUAAAGGGUGAAAUUAAAUAAAUAUAAACAUCCGUAGCCGA
This is a messenger RNA of Electrophorus electricus (electric eel), 4170 nucleotides long. RefSeq names its product carbonic anhydrase Va (gene ca5a). Gene Ontology annotation, molecular function: zinc ion binding; carbonate dehydratase activity. Lineage: Eukaryota; Metazoa; Chordata; Actinopteri; Gymnotiformes; Gymnotidae. Gene Ontology annotation, cellular component: cytoplasm; mitochondrion. The record is from RefSeq and is a predicted model, not a curated record.